This is a messenger RNA of Stegodyphus dumicola, 1266 nucleotides long. RefSeq lists its product as uncharacterized. NCBI's taxonomy places the organism in Eukaryota, Metazoa, Arthropoda, Arachnida, Araneae, Eresidae. The record is from RefSeq and is a predicted model, not a curated record.
AUGAAUAUAGCUUUAAAACUCGAAUUUGAAGAUGGAAUCCACAUCCAAGCUUAUGCGGACGACGUUUCACUCCUAGUAACAGGAUCUAUGCAUAUGCAAAUUCAAACCAAGGCAAAGUUGGCGCUUCAAAAACUAUCAGAAUGGGCACUCAAGUGCAAACUUCAAUUCUCUCCCGAAAAGUCAAAGUCUAUGUUUAUAGCAAUCAAAAAGCGUGGUGCAGCCUAUUCAGCACCGACAAUAAAGAUGAACGAUCAUACCAUUAAGCAACAAAAAUCCAUUCAAUAUCUUGGAAUAGUCAUAGAUGAAUGCCUUACCUGGCUACCUCAUCUAGAUUAUAUUAAAUCUAAAGUUUGUAAAAUAAUGAACAAUCUUCUUAGAUUACUUGGGAUGCCCAAACCAGUUCUGAAAGAACUUUAUAAACGUGCAAUAGAGCGUACCAUAGUAUACACAUGUCCUGCCUGGUGGUACCCACCUACGGUAAAAAUGCGAAACAAAACAAACUCUAUACAACGCAUAGCACUUCUUGCAAUGACCAAAAGCUAUAAGACUGCCCCUACUGCAGCUCUUCAAGUGAUUGCUGGAAUUAUGCCGCUUGAUCUUAAAUUGGACAUGGAAAGCAUCAUCCAACGUACCAAACGAGGAUGGACUGACUUUAAAUAUGAGGACUUAGAACUUUCACGGGAUCAGAUUGAAUUCCCAGUACCUAAAUGGCAUUCUCAUCCAGCUCAUAUUCAAGUCUUCGGAUGGGACAACAAGCCUCCAAUCAAUAAAGGUUUAGAAAUUUAUACGGACGGUUCAAAAAGUGAAGACGGCACUGGAGCUGGCUUCUGUUCCUUCAUGAAUGGAGUUUGUCACGAUCAAUUUAUGUUUAAACUGGAUAAGACUAGUACAGUAUAUCAAGCUGAAACUUUAGCAUUAAAGUCGGCAUUACUAUGGUUAAAAUCACACCCCAGUCCUGCGCAUAUAUAUUCGGAUAGCCAGGCUGUUUUAAAGUCUAUCCAUAAAUACAAUAUCUAUAAUCAGAACAUUAUCGCCAUAAAGAAAUUACUGGCUUUUACAAAAGCAAAGCUUCAUUGGAUAAGAGGACACCAAGGCACUGCCGGCAAUGAAAAAGCCGACGAGCUAGCCAAACAAGGGAUUUACUUGAACACGUACCUAGACUGCAAGAUCCCUAUGAGUAAUAGUAUCAUAGCAUGGACAGGACGACAAACGUUCACACUUCUACCGAAUGUUUCGGAGAAACGGCAUUUCAGUGAUUUUUUUUAA